Messenger RNA from Mobula hypostoma (lesser devil ray), 5106 nucleotides. RefSeq names its product protein mono-ADP-ribosyltransferase PARP11. Gene Ontology annotation, cellular component: nucleus. The transcript has 8 exons. Gene Ontology annotation, molecular function: zinc ion binding; NAD+ poly-ADP-ribosyltransferase activity; NAD+-protein mono-ADP-ribosyltransferase activity. The record is from RefSeq and is a predicted model, not a curated record. The coding region runs from base 283 to 1236 and encodes 317 amino acids. Lineage: Eukaryota; Metazoa; Chordata; Chondrichthyes; Myliobatiformes; Myliobatidae.
CUCCAACAAUCGGAGCGUCACCCGGCAACCGGGCCUGAGCGUCGCUCAGCAACCGGCGCUCCCGCAGCGACCGCGACUACGGCCUCGGCCUGGGAGGUGAAGCUCUGGCCCCAGCUUCCUGGUUCCGCGACUAGUUAUCGUUUCCUGCUCCGAGCUGUUGCCCAUCGCCAGGGGCGGAUCGGGACCCGGCUUCGGCUGGUGCCGGGGGAAGAAGCCGGCAGAGAGGCCCAUCAUGGUUUGCAGAGCCGUCAGUGCAGUGGGAGUGUCACAGUAAUUUCACUCAUGGGUGAUGAGGAAUUUGCUUCAACGAUGGAGGACAUGGAUACAUCUGAUACACAAUGGAGCUGGUACUACUUGGGGGAAUGUGGAAAAUGGCACAUUUAUGAGAAGGAUCCCAAUAUUCCACAUUCUGUAAGCAGCGAAGAUAUCGAAAGAAAUUUUAAGGAGAAUUCACACGGUGUGCUUUCAUUUUCCACUGCAAAAUACAACUACAUAAUAGAUUUCAGAGAAAUGAAACAAACAAACACAGCAACUGGAAAGGAGAGGCCUGUGAAACGUGCAGACUUCUCUGUCACUGCUUUCAGUUUUAUAUGUGGAAAUGCGGAAAUUCCUAUUCCUUUGCAUUGGGAGAAUAUAGAUCGAGACAAACCGUACCAGCUCUGUCCAUUGCAUAAAUCUACAAAUGAAUAUCAGGAAGUCGCAAAACUCUUUGGACAAACAAUGGAUCAGAACCGAAUCAUGCAAAUUCAAAGAAUUCAGAAUUUAGACUUAUGGGAGUUCUAUUGCAGAAAAAAAGCCCAUUUGAAGAAGAUUAAAAAUGUUUUGGAAGUGAAUGAAAGAUUGCUUUUUCACGGUACGAGCAAUGAAUUUGUGCAAACAAUAUGUUUACAGAAUUUUGACUGGAGAAUAAAUGGAAUGCAUGCUACUGUUUAUGGAAAAGGGACUUAUUUUGCUCGUGAUGCCUCAUACUCCAGCCGUUAUUGCCAAUCUAAUGAGAAGUCUGUAGCAACAUUGAAGCCAGAUCAGGGGAAGCCACAACUUAAAACAAUGUUUCUUGCUCGAGUUCUUGUGGGUGAUUAUGUUACAGGAUAUCCCAAAUAUACCCGUCCUCCUUCCAAAGAUGGAAGUCUGGUGAACCUGUAUGACAGCUGUGUGGACAACCAGUGGAAUCCAAAGAUUUUUGUAAUAUUUGAUGCUAACCAUAUCUAUCCAGAAUACCUGAUUAGUUUCUGUUAAAGAGAACUGAAGAAAUUACUACUGAAAUUAUCAGGUAAUGAAAUGGGAAAGACACAUUAAAAUGCAAUGAAAUGUUCUAAAUUUAACAUUUCUUGAAACAAUCAGACCCAUUUGAACUCCCUUGCAAAGAUGGAAUAAAUAUAAAUACCAAGGAGAUGGUCUAUCAGCUCUUUUCCACUAACCAAUAGGCUUCUUGGGACUUUUCACUCUGUGGACAAAACAAUGGUCUUUAGCAGGAACUCUAUUGUCUUUGUGGGAAUCAAUGCACAGAAUAUCUGAUAUCCACUCUGCACAUUAAAAUCUGGAGGUAUUGAAAAAGAGAACACUUGAAGUUUGGUGCUGAAGAAUUUUUGAGGUAGAGAGGGAAGAAGUCUUAAACUUCUUUUUCCUGUGGGCAGAACCUUCUUCGCCAUGUCUCCAAGUCUUUGCUAUUCAUGUUCUUUUUCUCAGGCCAGAUUACCCGAGUGUAGCCUUCCUGUAGUGUGGUGCUUUGGUACACUUGAAGCCUAGCUUCUCCCCAUGCAUUGUACUCAUAAUUCUGAGUCUCUUUGGAUUGACAAGCAACUGGAUGGACUGCGGACUAGCUGUUCUCGUGAGGCACGGUGUGAAGGUUUGUUUAAUAACAUUAUCUCAAUCGUUUUACAUCUUUAGAGUAAAAAUUCAGGCAACUAUUUCAAUUAGUCAUUAGCCUUAUGGGCAAAACAACAAUGUUGUCUUUCUACCUCAUUUUCUCUUUUUGGAGUAUUGGAGAGCGUGGAACACAGUAUCCUGAUGUGUUACACUUUUGUUUUUAUUUUAUUAUUUUUAAAGGCAUGGGGACAUGCUUGUCUUCAUUGUGCAAGUCAUUGAAUAUAAGUGUUGGGCUAUCCUGUCUGCAGCUGUACUAUAUAUUGGUUAGGCAGAACUAAAUGUUCUUCAAAAAUUCAAAGUAAAUUUAUUAUCAAAGUACAUAUUCCACCACAUACAACCCUAAGUUUAAUUUUCUUGAGGACUGUAAUGUUGAAUCAGGUUUGCAGGUCCGGCAAGUGAGACAGGAAAUGCACCGACUUUGAAAGGGUAUAUGAAUCAUUUAUUUGCAAACAAUUAAAAUUCGACCAGAUAUUCAUGUUUCUCAAGUUACAGACAAUACAAAGCUGAAUAUUCAACAAACAUAGUACAUUCAGCAAACAUAAUUAAAAGUGCACGCAGAGCAUACUUUUCCAAUCAUCAUGUGCAUUAUUGCCUAAAACAAAGGAAGAAGCAAGCAACCCCCUACCAUGUGCUAUUUUAUAUACCCAGGAUAUUUGACACUGGACACCAGGCAGCUAUCCAAUGGGAAAAGCAGCUGCCAUUUCUGAACUAAUCACAAUGGAAAUGGCUUUUGACAAUCAGAAUAAGGGACACCCUGCCACAGGACACGGACAUAUGAAGUAAAUUCAUGAAAAACAAUGAAAUCAAUGAAAGACCACACCCAACAGGAUGGACAUAUGACUAACAUGCUACAGACAACAAACUGUGCAAAUACAAAAGAAAAAUUAAUUAAUUAAUGUUGUUUAGAGAGGCAUGAGAAGGCCUUUGCGAGUAGGGUAAAGGCAUUCUUCAAUUACGUGAAGAACAAAAGGAUGACAGGAGUGAAGGUAGGACCAAUUAGAGAUAAAGGUGGGAAGAUGUGCUUGGAGGCUGUGGAAGUGAGCGAGGUCCUCAAUGAAUACUUCUCUUCGGUAUUCACCAAUGAGAGGGAACUUGAUGACGAUGAGGACAAUAUGAGUGAGGUUGAUAUUCUGGAGCAUGUUGAUAUUAAGGGAGAGGAGCUGUUGGAGUUAUUAAAAUACAGUAGGAUGGAUAAGUCCCCGGGGCCUGACGAAAUAUUCCCCAGGCUGCUCCAUGAGGCGAGGGAAGAGAUUGCUGAGCCUCUGGCUAGGAUCUUUAUGUCCUAGUUGUCUUCGGGACUGGUACCAGAGGAUUGCAGGGAGGUGAAUGUUGUCCCCUUGUUCAAAAAAGGUAGUAGGGAUAGUCCGGGUAAUUAUAGACCAGUGAGCCUUACAUCUGUGUUGGGAAAGCUGUUGGAAAAGAUUCUUAGAGAUAGGAUCUCUGGGCAUUUAGAGAAUCAUGGUCUGAUCAGGGACAGUCAGCAUGGCUUUGUGAAGGGCAGAUCAUGUCUAACAAGCCUGAUAGAGUUCUUUGAGGAGGUGACCAGGCAUAUAGAUGAGAGUAGUGUAGUGGAUGUGAUCUAUAUGGAUUUUAGUAAGGUACUUGACAAGGUUCCACAUGGUGGGCUUAUUCAGAAAGUUGGAAGGCAUGGGAUCCAGGGAAGUUUGGCCAGGUGGAUUCAGAAUUGGCUUGCCUGCAAAAGGCAGAGGGUCGUGGUGGAGGGAGUACAUUCGGAUUGGAGGGUUGUGACUAGUGGUGUCCCACAAGGAUCUGUUCUGGGACCUCUACUUUUCAUGAUUUUUAUUAAUGACCUGGAUGUCGAGGGUAGAAGGGUGGGUUGGCAAGUUUGCAGACGACACGAAGGUUAGUGGUGAUGUAGAUAGUGUAGAGGAUUGUCGAAGAUUGCAGAGAGAAAUUGAUGGAACGAAGAAGUGGGCUGAGAAGUGGCAGAUGGAGUUCAACCUGGAGAAGUGUGAGGUGGUACACUUUGGAAGGACAAACUCCAAGGCAGAAUACAAAGUAAAUGGCAGGAUACUUGGUAGUGUGGAGGAGCAGAGGGAUCUGGGGGUACACGUCCACAGAUCCCUGAAAGUUGCCUCACAGGUAGAUAGGGUAGUUAAGAAAGCUUACGGGGUGUUAACUUUCAUAAGUCGAGGGAUAGAGUUUAAGAGUCGUGAGGUAAUGAUGCAGCUCUAUAAAACUCUGAUUAGGUCACACUUGGAGUACUGUGUCCAGUUCUGGUCGCCUCACUAUAGGAAGGAUGUGGAAGUAUCGUAAAGGGUACGGAGGAGAUUUACCAGGAUGCCGCCUGGUUUAGAGAGUAUGCAUUAUGAUCAGAGAUUAAGGGAGCUAGGGCUUUACUCUUUGGAUUGAAGGAGGAUGAGAGGAGACAUGAUAGAGGUAUACAAGGUAUUAACAGGAAUAGAUAGAAUAGAUUGCUCAAUACAAGGGGACAUGGCUUUAAGGUGAGGGAUGGGAAGUUCAAGGGGAAGAGUAGAGGAAGGUUUUUUACUCAGAGAGUGGUUGGUGCGUGGAAUACACUGCCUGAGUCAGUGGUGGAGGCAGAUACACUAGUGAAAUUUAAGGGACUACUAGACAGGUAUAUGGAGGAAUUUAAGGUGGGGGGGUUAUAUGGGAGGCAGGGUUUGAGGGUCGGCACAACAAGGUGGGCCGAAGGGCCUGUACUGUGCUGUACUAUUCUAUGUUCUUCUAGAAGCAUUCUUCUAGGGUGCAUCACAACCUGGUAUGGAAGUUGUCCUGUCCAAGACCGGAAGAAGCUGCAGAAGAUCGUGAACACAGCGCAGCACAUCACACAAACCAGUCUUCUGUCCUUGGACUCACUUUACGCCGCAUGCUGUCGGAGCAGUGCUGCCAGGAUAAUCAAGGACACGGCCCACCCAGCCAACACACUUUUUGUCCCUCUUCCCUCCGGGAGAAGGCUCAGGAGCUUGAAGACUCAUAUGGCCAUAUUUGGGAACAGCUUUUUUCCAACUGUGAUAAGACUGCUGAACGGAUCCUGACCUGGAUCUGGGCCGUGCCCUCCAAAUAUCCGGACCUGCCUCUCGGUUUUUUUGCACUACCUUACUUUCCAUUAUUCUAUCUUGUAUUUAUGAUUUAUAAUUUAAUUUUUUAAUAUUUACUAAUUUUUACUAUUUUUAAUAUUUAAUAUUUGUAAUCCAGGGAGUUGGAAGCGCAGAAUCAAAUAUCGCUGUGAUGAUUGUACAUUCUAGUAUCAAUUGU